ACACAAUUGGAGGCGAAAGUAUUUCCAAACUGAUAACGGCCUCGCAGAUAGUGUCACAUGGUAGGGGCACCGCGCGCAGCCGGCAGUUGCUAACAGAACCUCCAGCGGACUGCAAGCGCUUCCAGCUAGGAUAGACAUGAUAGGAACACUGCUGCAAAGGGGGCCAAAGUUGAACAACGUCAUUUGCAAGAUCCUCGGCGCACGCAGCAUGAGCGGCAUGACGAAGUAUUUAGUCGAAGAGGACAAUUUUGCCUUCCUGCGCGAUCUCGGCCUGCAGCGCGUGAACAAUGGUGUGUACAACGGCGAAUGGGUGGCCGGCACGGCCGGCAAGGUGCAGUCGAUCGAUCCUGCAUCCGGCCGGGUAAUAGCGGAGGUUGCUACCGGCUCCGAACAGGAUCUGGAACGCUGCCUGACGGCCGGUGUGGCCGCCUAUCAGGAGUGGAAGAAAAUCCCGGCCCCACUGCGCGGUGACGUCAUACGCCAGAUUGGCGACGAGCUGCGCAAGUACCGGGAGCCGCUCGGCAAGCUGGUGGCACUGGAGAUGGGCAAAAUCCUGCCCGAGGGGGUCGGCGAGGUGCAGGAGUUUGUGGACAUCUGCGACUACGCGGUCGGGCUGUCGCGCAUGUUCGGCGGCGCCAUCUUUCCCUCCGAGCGGCCGCAGCACACGAUCCUGGAGAAGUGGAACCCGCUCGGGCUGGUCGGCGUCAUAUCGGCGUUCAACUUUCCCUGCGCCGUCUUUGGCUGGAAUGCGGCGAUCGCACUGACGGUUGGCAACACCGUGCUGUGGAAGGGCGCCCCCAGCACGUCGCUUGUGAGCGUGGCGACCACUAAGAUAGUGACCGACGUGAUCAAGCGCAACAAGCUGCCCCCGAUUGUGACGCUCUGCCAGGGCGGCGAGGACGUCGGUAAGCGGAUGGUGAGCGACGAGCGCAUCAGGCUGAUGUCCUUCACCGGCAGCACGGCCGUCGGCCGCACGGUGGGCAUCGAGAUGCAGCGCCGGUUCGGGCGCUGCCUGCUGGAGCUCGGCGGCAACAAUGCGCUCAUCAUCAACGAGGAUGCACCGCAGGAGAUGGCGCUGGAUGCGGCGUUCUUCGGCUGCAUCGGCACGGCUGGCCAGCGAUGCACCACGACCAGGCGGCUGAUCAUACACGCAAAGCUGUACGACAGCUUCAUCGCGAAGCUGGUCAAGCGGUACGCCAGCCUGCUGAAGCGCGUCGGCCAUCCGCUGGAUUCGGCCACGCUGUACGGGCCGGUGCACAACCAGCAGGCGGUGGACAAUUACUUGCAGACGGUGCAGGAAGCGGUCGCGCUCGGUGGCAAGGUCGAGUGCGGUGGCAAGGUGAUCGAUCGGGCCGGGUUCUUCGUCGAGCCGACCAUCAUCUCCAACCUGCCGCACGAUGCGCCGGUCGUGAAGCGGGAAACAUUUGCGCCCAUCGUGUACGUGUUCAAGGCGAGCAACUUGCAGGAGGCGAUCAGCUGGAACAACGAAGUCGACCAAGGGCUGUCGUCGUCCCUUUUCACCAACAACAUCCAGUCGGCGUUUGAGUGGCUGGGAGAGAGUGGUUCCGACUGCGGAAUCGUAAAUAUCAACACUUCGCCCUCGGGAGCGGAAAUUGGAGGCGCGUUCGGUGGCGAGAAACAUACCGGCGGUGGCCGUGAAUCGGGAUCCGACGCCUGGAAGCAGUACGCGCGACGAUCAACUAUCACCGUCAAUCAUUCAACUGAUUUGCCACUGGCACAGGGAAUUGUAUUUGAAUAAGUGGAGGGGUUACAUCUUUGUUUUAUAAAGUUUGUAAUAAAUACAGACGAACAAGUCUGACUGAUUAAUGUGUAAACAA
Molecule: messenger RNA, 1838 nt
Organism: Anopheles coluzzii
Lineage: Eukaryota; Metazoa; Arthropoda; Insecta; Diptera; Culicidae
Gene: Aldh7A1
Product: putative aldehyde dehydrogenase family 7 member A1 homolog
Exons: 3
Coding region: 137-1759 (540 amino acids)
Molecular function (GO): aldehyde dehydrogenase (NAD+) activity
Source: RefSeq, a predicted model, not a curated record